This is a messenger RNA of Suncus etruscus (white-toothed pygmy shrew), 1879 nucleotides long. It is a transcript of the gene UPF3A, whose product is annotated as UPF3A regulator of nonsense mediated mRNA decay. Gene Ontology annotation, cellular component: cytoplasm; nucleolus. The record is from RefSeq and is a predicted model, not a curated record. The transcript is spliced from 10 exons. Gene Ontology annotation, biological process: positive regulation of translation; nuclear-transcribed mRNA catabolic process, nonsense-mediated decay. The coding region runs from base 6 to 1187 and encodes 393 amino acids. Gene Ontology annotation, molecular function: telomeric repeat DNA binding. Lineage: Eukaryota; Metazoa; Chordata; Mammalia; Eulipotyphla; Soricidae.
GGGAGAUGCUGCGGGCCGACGCGUCGCCCGGCGCCGGGAAGCCUCGCGAGGAGAAGAGGCCGGGGCUGAGCAAGGUGGUGAUCCGGCGGCUGCCGCCCAACCUGACCAAGCAGCAGCUGGAGGAGCAGCUGCACCCGCUGCCCGCGCACGACUACUUCGAGUUCUGCGCCGCCGACUGCAGUCUUUAUCCUCAUCUCUACUCAAGAGCAUAUAUUAAUUUUAGAGAUCCUGAUGACAUCCUUCUUUUUAGAGAUCGUUUUGAUGGCUUUAUCUUCAUUGACAGUAAAGGUCUAGAAUAUCCUGCAGUGGUAGAGUUUGCUCCAUUCCAGAAAAUAGUUAAAAAGAAACUAAGGAAAAAAGAUGCCAAAAUUGGAAGCAUUGAUGAUGAUCCAGAAUAUAAGAAGUUUCUGGAAACCUACUGCAUAGAAGAAGAGAAAACUAGUAUCAGUCCCGAAACUCUUUUGGGAGACAUAGAGGCAAAGACAAGAGAACUUAUUGGUAGAAGAACCACUCCUCUUUUGGAAUAUAUUAAAAGUAGGAAAUUAGAAAAGCAGAGAAUUCGAGAAGAGAAGCGAGAAGAGAGGAGAAGAAGGGAGUUGGAAAGGAAACGCUUACGUGAAGAAGAAAAAAAGAAGAGAAGAGAAGAAGAAAGAUGUAAAAGGAAAGAGGCAGACAAGCAGAAGAAGCCUGAGAAAGAAGUAAGGAUUAAGCUACUUAAAAAAACAGAAAAGGGAGAGGAACUCCGCCCUGAGAAAGCCAGAGAAAGAGAUGAGGAAGCGGAUGCUGGAGAUGGGAAGCAGGAAUGCUGCCCUGGCUAUGCAGCCCUGAGGCCCCAGCCCCACAAGAGAUCUCUGGAGGAGCUCCAGGAAAAGUCACAAAAUGACAAUGAUAAAGAAUGGAGGGAUCUGGAGAGAAGACUUGUAGAAAAAGAAUCGGAAUCAAGGUACCACUUGGAUGACAGUAAAAAGCCUAGAGCUCACUAUGACUUUGACAAAGUUUCUAGAAAAAAUGAAGAAGAGCCAAGAUUGGGAAAAGGAUUGUUUUUUGACAGAGGGAAGAAGGAGAUUCAAGAAGAUGGUGCUUCUGUGGAGACUUUGGAGCGACCAGAGAGAGAAAAAAGUAAAGAUGGCAGGGCAUCCAAACAGGAACUCAUGGGAAGCAAGGACUGGCCAGCCUUGCGGCUCUAGCAGCCAGGAGCUAUAGCAUCCGAGCACGAGAGAGUGGAGGCAGAUUCUCUGAGGAGGACCAUGACGGGAGGAGGGGUGAGCCCCAAGAGGCCCAGGGAGUGGAUGCACGCACCACGUUUGUGACUUGGUGGCUUCUGCCCAGCACUCCAUGGGUCAGAAAGGGCAGGCUGAAGAAUAAACACCAACUUGGAAGAUAAACUGCGAGAAGAAGAAACUAGAAGUAUAAACAUGGCAUGGAAACAUCCAUUUAAACACCCUUCUUAUGAAAGAAGCAAUCUUAAAAUGUUUGUUUGCCUUGCUAGCUGCCAACCUAGGAUCGACCCGGGACCAACCUGGAUUCAAUCCCCGGCAUCCCACAUGGUCCGCUGAGCCUGCUAGGAGAGAUUUCUGAGUGCAGAACUAGGAGUAACCCCUGAGCACUGCCGGGUAUGGCCCAAAAACCAAGAAAGUAAAAAAAAAAAAGGAUAAUAUCACAUACGUGUGACUUCUGAAACACUUUCCAUGUGUAAAGGAAUAACUUCUCAAGUUUUACCCAUCUGUUAGCCUUGUGUGAAGGAUCUGUAGCUCCUGCAUCCUUCUUCCUGAUGAGCCUUGUUUCUCUUAAAGGAAACAUCUAAGCAUCCCCCAAAAGCCCUGCAUUGUCCCUUUGACAGGGACCUUGUCACCAAAUAAAGUUCAAUAGUAGCUGAAAU